AUGCUCAAGUGCCUGCACGGAGAAGCGAAGCAGAGGUGUCAGCAUUGCAAUGCUGCGACAAACCAGUACGGGUCAAACUUAAGAGCCUACAUGUAUGGAAAGAAGGCGGAGGCCCUUCAAGCAUGGGAUGGGAGAGAUCAACGAGAUGCAAACAAUGAGUUCAACCAUUACAAAUACGCGCUGGUCGAUGGGGCUCCCAUAACCUCUCUGUUGGAGCAGAUUGGCAAGGUUUCGGACAGAGACACUCUUGCGCUGGGAAAGAAUUCAUCGUUCAGACGAAUUCUGCUCGGUCUACAAAACAUUGACCGAGACAUUCUGAUAGGACGAGACAUCGAGCCGCGCGAGGGCAUGCAAGUCCAACUGCACAUCAUUGGGCAAGCAAAAACUCCGAUCGACAUAUGCCAGACGAUGUGGGAAAGAUUAUUAAAGUGA
This is a messenger RNA of Guillardia theta CCMP2712, 432 nucleotides long. RefSeq lists its product as hypothetical. The record is from RefSeq and is a predicted model, not a curated record. Lineage: Eukaryota; Cryptophyceae; Pyrenomonadales; Geminigeraceae. The transcript is spliced from 2 exons. Bases 1 to 432 code for a protein of 143 amino acids.